Cryptomeria japonica (Japanese cedar) is the source of this 688-nucleotide messenger RNA. Its product is annotated as protein IQ-DOMAIN 20-like. Gene Ontology annotation, molecular function: protein binding. NCBI's taxonomy places the organism in Eukaryota, Viridiplantae, Streptophyta, Pinopsida, Cupressales, Cupressaceae. The coding region runs from base 71 to 442 and encodes 123 amino acids. The record is from RefSeq and is a predicted model, not a curated record. The transcript is spliced from 2 exons.
ACGCGGUUGCUUUACUUAUUUAAUCAUAAUUCUCAGGACUUAAACACUCAUUUCUAAUUUUGGUUGAGAUAUGGCGAAGGAGAGCAGUGUGAAAGAUUUCAUAAUAAGCAGUAUCAAAUCCCCUUCUUCCAUCCAUACAACACCAGCUUGGACUGGGUCACCACAAAUAGCUAAAACAAGUGCACUGCAGAGAAGUACGAGCGAGAUAGAUUUGGGAUGGUCAAGGGAAGAGCACGCAGCUAUCAAAAUCCAAGCAGCUUAUCGAGGCUAUCUGGCAAAGCAAGCAUUCAGUGUGCUGAAAGCGUUGGUGAAAUUACAGGCUGUGUUUCGUGGGUAUUUGGUGAGAAGGCAGGUGCAUUUAGCUUUGCAUCGAAUGGAGACCCUCAUGAGUUUACAGGCGCGCCUCCGUUCAAAACAGUUAUUCAUAAACAAUAAUCAGUAAUGUUAGAGUAGACACAUCGUAUGAACUUUUCUAUAAUAAUCUCAUAAUUACUUUUUAUGCAGCACUGAUACGAUCUGUUUGGAUUGAAUUACCCUCUGUGUGAUGAUGUUUCACCAUCUUAUGGUACUGUUGCUUGUGCUUCGGAUUUAUAUUGGUUUGAUGAAAGGUUAUUGCCAUGGGUUUUGUGAGAAAUGUUUUGAAAAAUUCAUCUUUGUAAAAAUAGAAAUGAUUUGUUAUUUUUGGCGA